This is a messenger RNA of Capsella rubella, 993 nucleotides long. RefSeq lists its product as uncharacterized. The record is from RefSeq and is a predicted model, not a curated record. NCBI's taxonomy places the organism in Eukaryota, Viridiplantae, Streptophyta, Magnoliopsida, Brassicales, Brassicaceae. The transcript has 5 exons. Bases 1 to 993 code for a protein of 330 amino acids.
AUGACGAUUGAAGAGUUUGUUAGUCAACCGGGCCGUCAACAUAUCCCAAGGCUCCACCUGGAUGAAGAAAACGGAUCUACAUGUUUACAUGUCUCUAUGUUUGGAUUAGAGGGAGAGAUAACAAAAUCCAUUCUUAAUAUUCUUAAGACGCAAUUGAAUCACCCUUGGCCGACUUACGGGGAUGUCGACGAAGAUAUCAAAAAGAUGUGGUUCAAGACUUUUGCGCAAGAUUUUAAUUGGGAAAGCGGUCAUUCUCCGAAAGUGAGAAGAGCUUUUGACAUUCAAGCCAACACAUCCUACCAAAAUCACAUAUAUGCGUGGAAGCAAAAGUGGAAGGAAGGCAAAAAAAUGCCCAAGUGUCUAAACCCCGAAGUUUGGCAAGGGUUUAUCCGCUAUUGGAGUAUGGAUGAAACGAUAUUUAUUUCGUCACAAGCAUCAACUAAUCGUAGGAGCGAACAUGGUGGAAAGGGUAUAGCGACCUACAAUGGAGGUUCGAUAUCUAUAAAAAAGCAUGAGAUAAAAAAGAUGAUCGCAAACGGAGGCGUUGCGCCGGAUUGGAUAGAUGUUAUGAAAACAACCCACACAAGCAAGAAAACCGGACAAAUUCAAGAUCCGAUUGUCGGAGAACGCAUAGAAAGGAUUAAGCUCCAGAAGAUGGAACAGCUAACGCAAUUCUCUCAAAAUGGCUCAUCAUCUUCAAUCGAUCUACCUCAUGAAGAAAUCCACCGUUUGUGUGUUGAGGAAAUUCCUUUAACCAAAGGUCGGAGAUCCGGAUUAGGAAGUCUUGUGUCACAAGACAGAAGUAUCUCUUCGGCAUUUCUCCGAGACAAUGAACUUAUUCAACAAAUUCAAGAUCUUAACCGAAUCGUGAAAGAAAAAGAUGAGGCGGUCAAAGAGUUGAAGCAACAAAAUAUCAAGAUUACGAAGCAAUUCACCGAGAUUCAAACGACACUUUCCCAACUUCAAAGUUUUAUUUCGUCUAAAUUUCCGUGA